CAGACUUCAGGAACCGACCUUUGCAGCUUGGGGAGACGACGCGAUGUGCGGGGAUGGUGGCCACCGGGGAGGAUGUGAGGUGGAUGGUGGAUGGAUGGUGGAUGGAUGGUGGAUGGUGGAUGGUUCCUCCGGACCCUUUUGGGAGCUCAAAGAGGCCCUGUUGCGAGGGAGAGAGGGGCCAGGAGGGGGUUCGGCUCCUCCAAAAGCCGGUACAAGCUGGGCUUUUGCACCAAAAAAUGUCGAACUCAGGGUGGCCCACAUGUCCACCAUCCUCAGGCCUGCUUUGUUGGCUUGCCACCGCCGGAUCUGAAGGCCGAGUUGGACUUGGCCCCCACACUGGUGCAGGGCCAGCACUAUCCCUCCCUCUGUGGGCAGUUUGCAUGGAAGGCCGCGGCAGUCGGGAACCUCACCGACCACCAAGGUCACCAUCUUCCCGGGCGACUUUCCCCGCUUCGUCCCUCCCACGGCCGAACUGGCGGCCGCCGCCGAUGCGCCGGCGCCCGAUGCGCCGGCGGCCGCGCCCGAUGCGCCGGCGGCGGCGCACGCGGUGCCGUCGGCGCCGCCGCUCUCGGAGUGCACCGACCUGGCGCAACCGCAAGGUACAGCAGAGGAGGAGGAGUCCGUCAAGAAGGUGGAAGAGUUCUUCAACCAAACGAGGCCCAAGGACGCUGUGGAUGGCCUUUGGAAGGGCUUGUCUACGGCGGGCACCUCGGUCGUGGCCGGCUUGGGGAGCAUGGUGGCAUCCUCCGUGGCCGGGUAUCAGUCCCAAGGCGGUCUGGGCUUAGUCAAGGGCCUCGGCACCGGGCUGGUGGGCGGUGCUGCCAUUGCGGUCACCGGCACCGUUUGUGGUGCUGCGCAGAUCGGCCGCGGCCUGGCGAACACGCCCGAGGCCUUCCGCGGGCGCCGGGAGCAGCGGGUGUGGGACGCGGACCUGGGCAAGUGGGUGGACAUCGACCUGGUGAAGUUGGAGGCGGAGGUCACUGCCGAGGGCUCGGACGACGAGGAGCAGCACACGCCCUCGGCCACGGUGAAGGAGACCGAGUACUACGACCUGCUAAGGGUAAAGCCAUCUGCCAGUGCUGCGGAAGUCAAGAAGGCCUACUACAAGGAGGCGCGGGCGUGCCACCCCGACAAGAACCCCGGCGAUGCGGAGGCGAACGCGAAGUUCCAGAAGUUGGCCGAUGCAUACCAGGUGUUGUCAGAUCCUGAGUCCAGGAAGAAGUACGACCGCGAGGGCAAGGCCGGCGUGCAGGAGGGCAAUGUGAAGAUGGACCCCUCAGUCUUUUUCAGUUUGCUCUUCGGCUCCGAGCGCUUCGAGCCCUGGAUUGGUGAGCUGCAACUGGCCAUGCAAACUGGGCAGUUGGCAAAGGCCAUGGAGCGAGGCGGUCCAGAAUCCCAUGAAGAAGUUCUGGAAGAAGAGAUGAUGUCGGACAACAGCAAGGUCUUGAAGCGGCGGCAGCUUCACCGCGAGGUGCAUUGCGCAGUGCACCUCCGGGAGUUCAUGAAUGACUUUGUGUACAGGCGGGACCUGGCGCAGUUCGAGCAGCGUGCGCGCUUGGAAGCCGCUGACCUCGCACAGUGCCAGUUCGGCCCUGAGCUUCUCGCAUCCCUGGGUGAGAUGUACCAACUGCGGGCAGAGAUUUACUUGGCCGAUGAGCUGGUUGGACGCUUCUCACUCACCAAGCAGAUGGCAGCUUUCAAGCACUCCGGCAAGACCAUGCAGCACAAGUUCAGCUUGGUCUCGAACGGCGUCAACAGCCUGCUUCAAGUGAAGAAGGUCCACGAUGCCUCCAAAGCCCCGCCGGAGGAGCCCGCCGCGGCCACCGCCAGCUCCGAGGGCGAGGUAUCGGCCGAGGAGCAGGCGAGGAUGAAGGCCGUCGAGGAGAAGAUGGAGCAAGCGCUGGACCAAGCGCUUCCACUUUUCCUCCAAACUGCUUGGGCCGCAGUGGUGACCGACAUCGAUUCCACCGUGAAGGAGGUGGGCCGAAAGCUGCUCAAGGACAAGUCGGUGCCUUGGCAGAUCCGAGUGCGUCGGUCCCAAGCCCUACAGCGUUUGGGGCAGAUCUUCUUCGAGGAGGGCUCCAAAGCGUUGGCGGCCGGAGGCUCCGCGCAGACCAUGACCAGCGAGGUGGCCAAGGCAACCUUGCAGGAAGCAUUGAUGGCCUCCGUGAAGAUGGGGAAGUGAGCCUUCAGCCUCUUCUCUGACCAACUCGGAAUGGGUUGGAGCGGUGGCCUGUGUUUCCGAAGGUUGUUUUCCACAACGUUUGGGGGGG
Messenger RNA from Durusdinium trenchii, 2273 nucleotides. The record is from the annotation of a GenBank genome assembly. NCBI's taxonomy places the organism in Eukaryota, Dinophyceae, Suessiales, Symbiodiniaceae.